UAGUAGCAGCAGCAGCAGCAGCAGCCGCCGCCGUCGCCGACGCCGGAGGACGCGGCCCUGAGAGGCCCCGGGGCCCCGGCACAGCCCCCCGGGCGGGCUGUGUUGCCGCCUGCUGUGCUAUGAGCAGUCAGAACGUCUUCUCCAAGAGAGUUUGCAAAUGAAAAUGGAGGAAAUGUCUUUGUCUGGCCUGGAUAACAGCAAGCUGGAGGCCAUUGCUCAUGAGAUUUAUACAGACUUGGUGGAAGAUGCUUGUUUGGGACUCUGCUUUGAGGUGCACCGAGCUGUCAAGUGUGGCUACUUCUUUUUGGAUGACACAGACCCUGACAGCAUGAAGGACUUUGAGAUUGUAGACCAGCCUGGAGUGGAUAUUUUUGGGCAAGUGUACAAUCAGUGGAAGAACAAGGAAUGUGUUUGCCCCAACUGCAGCCGCAGCAUUGCUGCUUCCCGCUUUGCUCCCCACCUGGAGAAGUGUCUGGGCAUGGGCCGGAAUAGCAGUCGCAUUGCCAACCGUAGGAUCGCCAGUAGCAACAACAUGAACAAGUCUGAGAGUGACCAGGAAGACAAUGAUGAUAUCAAUGACAACGAUUGGUUCUAUGGCUCGGAGAAGAAAGCAAAGAAGAGAAAAUCAGACAAGAACCCCAACUCCCCUCGAAGGUCUAAGUCAUUAAAACACAAAAAUGGGGAACUUAGCAGCAAUUCAGAUCCUUUUAAGUACAGUAACUCUACUGGGAUCAACUAUGAAACCCUAGGUCCUGAGGAGCUUCGAACCCUGCUUACCACACAAUGUGGGGUGAUCUCCGAACACACAAAGAAGAUGUGCACAAGGUCCCUUCGCUGCCCCCAGCACACAGAUGAGCAGAGACGGACUGUGCGUGUCUAUUUCCUGGGCCCCUCAGCCCCUUUGCCCGAAGCAGAGGGCUCUGUAGAGAACGACAGCUUUGAUGUGGCUGAGAGCCAGGCCCUGAUGAGCCGGCUACAGUGGGAUGGCUCCUCUGAUCUAUCACCCUCUGACUCUGCUUCUUCCAAGACGAGCACUAAUAACUCUGAAUCAAGGAAGACCAAGAAAAAGAAACCCCACCUGAGUCUUGUGGGGGCAGCUCCAGGCCUCAGCUCCAACAAGAAGAAGAAGCCAAAGCCCCCUGCGCCUCCCACACCAAGUAUCUAUGAUGACAUCAACUGACCAGAGGCUCAAGGGUGUUGCCUUGUCUGGGCCAAUCCUCUCUUGUCCCCAAUUCUGGUUGAUGGGUGGCAGCCUUCACCAAAAGCCAGGGAUUUGGGGUUGUGAAGUAUGGGAGGAGAGGUCACACCAGCCUUGACCCUGGUUUGAACCACAGCAUGAUGGCAGAACCCUAUUGACUGUGCACGACCCUCAGGCGUGCAGGACUCAGACCUGGACAUGCUCUACCUUGAACAAAUUUUUCAGGGGAGUGUUUUUCUAUUUAUUCUGUGAUUUCCUGGAUGUCCAGCUGGGAUUGAAAGGAGAGGGGGCCAGACUUGGAUACCAUGCUAGGAUGCAUACACUGCCUGCCUUUCACUCCAGGGAUUGAAAUCCCUCGGAAGACGCAUUGUGGCUAUCCAGGGGGCUGUGCAUUGGGAAUUGAGCCCCAGAGAGGCCCCAGUCUGCCUUCUGCAAUGUGAAUGGGUCUGGUGCUUGUGGCUGAGCGCUACUCUGCUGCCCGUUUUCAGAGUCCUGUCCAGUGACCCCUCUUCCUGGGUUGGGUGGGUGGGCACAGAGUAUUCCUGUCUUGGGGCAGUUCAUACUGAUCUCCUUAUCCACCUUUCUUCUCAGUAUCUUAGGGCUGAGUGUCUUCUCAGUAUCCCCAGCUGUGGGAGGUGCCCUUCUUUUGGAGAGCCAGGAGGGGCUGCCAGAAAUCUUUGGCUUCAGGGAAUGGGAAAGGAGAGGGGACAAAGGGAGAGCUGCUUAUUAUCAGAACUUUCCUUUUCCUCUUUCCUCAAAUCCCAGAACCCUUGGGGGACAGGGCCCCAAAGUAAGUGGGAACGGUGCUGCUUUAUUUGAAAUGUUUUCUUACCUCAUCCCCUGCCCUGGGAAAGGGCCCAGCUUCACCCUCAGGGUGGCCCCAAGUUCCUCCUGCUUAUCCUUUUGUCCUGAAUAGGACUCCCCAGGUCCUUAUUUGCUGCUUGCUGCCCUCUUUCACUCCUAUGUGCUUUAGUUCAUCUCUUGCCCUUUCUCCUUAGCUUUUUCCUCCUCAAGUUAUUUAUUCUGGAUUUGUAGUCUGACAUUCUAAGAAGAAUCCUGAUCUUAAUAGUGGGUGGGAAGAGGUUUUACCAGGAAAAGAUGCCCAUAGGUUUUUACCAGAGGAAAAAGAGAUGUGGUGUUAGACCAGAUAUUGCCCGUUACAUCCUACAAAGUUGGGAUGAAAGUACUCCCCUCUUUCUACCUUACUAACCAGACUAAACAGUCGGGCAUGGUGGGGUGAGGAGGUUUGGGAUUCAUAACAAUUUUGAAAGCUGGUGGGAAGAACACUAGUCUUGAAAUGGACAAUACGGGCAGAGUUUUCUUCCCAGGAUGUGGGAAUUCAUCACUGAUCUGGCCUACUAGAAACCACCAUUGGAUUAAUAAAUGUGGGUGGGUCCUGGAUAGCUAGCUUAAGUAGCAGGUUGAGGACCUUCUCCUGCAACAUUCCUAGCCACCAUUUCCAACUUCUUGGCUUGACCUGCUUACUGAUUUUUAAGCCAAGAAUUUUGUUUUUUAAAGGAAGAAAUAAAGUCAAACCUGAGUGAGCUAGAGUAGAGGCUGAGCCCAGGGCAAUCCCUGCUUUUAUUUUCCAUAUCCCUUUCUAUAGGAGGGAACCCAGUCCCCCUUAGCCCUUCCAAAUCAUGUCUUGGAAGCAGGUUGGUAUUGGAGGGGAAAGGAGAAACUGUUGUGUUUGCUGGGGGUGGGGGUGAAGACAUGGAACCUUCAUCCUCCCUAAAGGUGGCUGUAGUAUCCAGGGUCCAGUGAUGCUCCCUUUGCUAUGCUAAGGCCCAGGUGGUUCCUAUGUUUCCCUUCUCAUUUGAAGAGGACUGCUAAGAAACGGUUUGGGAGAUUUCUCAAUGUUGACUUUGCCCAACUUUCUUCAGUCCACCUCUCAGGGCACAGCCCCACUCUCUUUUGGGCUAUAUGAGAUGAGCCUGACCCAGCUGGGAUCUUUAGGGAACAAUUUCUUUCCCUUUGGGGAAAGAGGGCUUAUUGCCCUUUAAUUGCUGGGUUAGGAGUUUUCCAGGCCCCUCUCUCCCCUUUCUCUUGUAAACAGGCUAUGUGGAUUUUACUUCCCAUCCAUCCCCCAGUUCCCAACUAGAUGUAUCGUCCACCCUGUAGCCUAUCAUGUGUCUUAAGUAUGUGUGUGGGGGUUCUGUUUUUUAUUUUAUUUUAUUUUUUUGUGGCCGGUGGCUUUUCCCUUUCCAUGCAUCACUCCUCUUCCUGCAUGCCCAGGGGCCACCUGCCUGGCAUUAAUGCAUGCUGGGGCCAUUGGGAGGGAAGGGGGUGUUGCUGUCCUGUGGUUUUGAAAUUUUAUUUUUGCAUAUGUAAUCCAUCUUGUACAGGUAGCUAACUUUGUAAACGCUGUGUACUCCCCAUCCCUCAUGGCUGCUGGUGUAAAUAAAUUGCAUUUUCCUGUUGUUAA
Molecule: messenger RNA, 3623 nt
Organism: Antechinus flavipes (yellow-footed antechinus)
Lineage: Eukaryota; Metazoa; Chordata; Mammalia; Dasyuromorphia; Dasyuridae
Gene: ATXN7L3
Product: ataxin 7 like 3
Exons: 13
Coding region: 158-1180 (340 amino acids)
Biological process (GO): positive regulation of DNA-templated transcription; regulation of transcription by RNA polymerase II
Cellular component (GO): SAGA complex; DUBm complex
Molecular function (GO): transcription coactivator activity
Source: RefSeq, a predicted model, not a curated record